AUGGCCAACCUUGAACCACAUCGAAAAUUUACACUAUGAUUCUGCACUAUUUAAAUAUGAAUAUGGACUUCAAGUGUCACGACCUUACUUGAACAGGAUCUGUUCUAUAGGUUGUACAUCUGUGUCCUUGAGUUCUAAGGAGACAAGAACCAAAGUCUGGUGGAUGAGUUUCUUGCCUUGAGGUUAGAGCGUGAUUAACGGUUCAAACAGACCUUGGUCUGGCGGCUGUAGAGGAUCGUUCUUGGCAGGCUUCAACCUGCUGGGAUGGCCUCAAGGCGGUCUGACAGACUUCAAUUAAGUUUUUUCGAUCUAUUCUUCUGUUAGGGGCUCUUUUUCUUGUUUUAGUUCCCUGUGUUUCUUAGAUGUGGUUUGAAUUUCUGUUAUUGGAUAUGGUGUUUUGGUGUGAAGAGAUUUGAAAGAUGAGGUUAUGUUGACAAGGUGUUUGAUUUGAGGUUAAUUCUUAAAGAUGUUCUCUCUAGUUUUUUGCGUUCUUUGAAUGGUGGUCUAGAUUGCUGCUACUUUAGGGUGGGUGUUUGGUGUUUGCUCUUCAAGUGUUCGAUGAAAUGUCUCCAAAACAAAUUCUUGAAUUGUUGUUGUUCUUAUAGUAAUAGAAAAUAGUAGGAAACAUUCCCAUUCCAUAACAUUACAACAGCCAUAUCCAAAUCGGUGUAUGAAUUCCCUAGAACUCCAUCUUUUUCCUCACUCCCUUCAUUCCUGCAAAUCCUUAUCUCACCUCAAGCAAAUCCAUGGCGUCGCCAUUAAAACACCCUCUCUCUCUCUCCCCAACCUCAUUCCCAAGCUCAUCUUUCUCUCCUCCUCCUCCUCCUCCUCCCCUGACCUUUUCUACAUUCGCUCUAUCCUUCUUACUCACUCCCAUGAUGCUCAAUUCCGCCUUAAUCUCUGCAACGCCAUCGUCCGCAGCAUUUCUCGCAACUCCACCAAUCUCACGCCCAUGGAAUUCUUGAACGAAAUGCUUCUCAUCGGCCUCGAACCAGAUGGGUUCACAUUACCACUUGUUCUCAAGGCAUUGGCUCGGACUCGAGGGAUUAGAGAAGGCCAACAGAUUCAUGCUCGUUCAAUCAAGACUGGAAUGGUGGGGUUAAACGUUUAUGUGACUAAUACACUGAUGAGACUUUAUUCCGUCUGUGGCUCUAUCCACGAUGUCCAGAAGGUGUUCGACGAAUGUCCUCACCGAGACUUAGUGUCUUGGACUACACUCAUUCAAGCGUUUACGAAGGCCGGGCUAUACAGCAGAGCAAUAGAAGCUUUUAUGGAAAUGUGUGAUUUGAGGCUAAGAGCUGAUGGGCGGACUCUGGUGGUUGUCCUCUCUGCUUGCUCCAACUUGGGAGACCUGAAUUUGGGUCAAAAGGUGCAUUCCUACAUCUGCUAUUACAUUGACAUGAAUGCAGAUGUAUUUGUGGGCAAUGCUCUGAUAGAUAUGUACUUGAAAUGUGAUGAUCUGAACUCUGCUAACAAAGUGUUCGACGAAAUGCCUGUGAGAAAUGUUGUUACCUGGAAUGCUAUGAUUUCGGGAUUGGCUUACCAAGGUCGGUACAGGGAAGCUCUCGAUACGUUCCGUAUCAUGCAAAACAAAGGGGUCAAGCCAGAUGAAGUGACCUUAGUGGGGGUUUUGAAUUCUUGUGCAAACCUUGGAGUCCUUGAAAUAGGUAAGUGGGUUCAUGCAUACAUGCGUAGAAAUCAUAUUUUAGCCGACGAAUUUGUUGGUAAUGCGCUUCUUGAUAUGUAUGCAAAAUGUGGAAGUAUAGAUGAAGCUUUUAGGGUGUUUGAGAGCAUGAAAAAGAGGGAUGUUUAUUCAUACACUGCCAUGAUUGUUGGUUUAGCCUUGCAUGGUGAAGCAAACUGGGCAUUCCAGGUCUUCUCCGAGAUGUUUAGAGUUGGUAUCGAGCCGAACGAAGUAACAUUUUUAGGUCUUCUUAUGGCUUGUAGCCAUGGCGGAUUGGUUGCUGAAGGGAGGAAGUAUUUUUUUGAGAUGUCAGAUAAAUAUAAGCUUAGACCUCAAUCAGAACAUUACGGUUGCAUGAUUGACCUUCUUGGUCGUGUAGGGUUGGUGAAGGAAGCAGAAGAGAUUGUUCACAAAAUGGAAAUCAGGCCCGAUGUCUUUGCUUGUGGAGCGUUAUUAGGUGCGUGCAGGAUUCAUGGAAAUGUCGAUAUUGGUGAAAGUGUGAUGCAAAAGUUGACGGAGAUAGAUCCGGAUGAAGAUGGUACGUACAUUCUUAUGACAAAUUUAUAUUCUUCUGUUCAUAGAUGGAAAGAUGCAUCGAAAUUAAGAAAGACAAUGAAAAUUAAGAAGAUGAGAAAGACCCCUGGAUGUAGUUCGAUUGAAGUUGAUGGUGUCGUUCAUGAAUUUCGAAAGGGUGACAAAUCACAUCCCAGAAGCAAAGUUAUAUACUUUGUAUUGGAAGGAAUUGCUACUCAUUUAAAGAGCUAUGGGAUUGUGGAACAUAGUACAUUUUGUAUAUAAGUUUUUCCUACCAACUAAAAUAAAAAAGCUUACAACUUAAUCUUA
Molecule: messenger RNA, 2527 nt
Organism: Cucumis melo (muskmelon)
Lineage: Eukaryota; Viridiplantae; Streptophyta; Magnoliopsida; Cucurbitales; Cucurbitaceae
Product: pentatricopeptide repeat-containing protein At1g08070, chloroplastic
Exons: 1
Coding region: 671-2482 (603 amino acids)
Biological process (GO): RNA modification
Molecular function (GO): protein binding; RNA binding
Source: RefSeq, a predicted model, not a curated record